UCGCCGCGAGCGCGGGGGCCGCGAGACACCAACAUGGCGCCGGGCGGCGGGAGGCGGCGCGGCGGCCCCGGCGGGGCCCGGGGAGGCGGCGGCAUCGCGGGGGUCCCGGCGGCUCCUCCCCCGUUCCUGCCGCCCCUGCUGCUGCUGCUGGCGCUGCCCCGCGGGGCGGUCGCGGCGGGGGACACGGUGAUCCUGGGGAUGCGGCUGGAGGAGAGCACGAAACCGGCGCCGGGGGCUCCGGCCCGCGGGCCCAUCCGUGUGACCGAGGGGAGCGAGGUGCUGCUGCGCCUCUACGGGCUGGGCCUGGGGCCGCACACCGGGCAACACGUCGCCUUCGCCGAGCUCCGGCCCGCCGCCAACGCUUCGGUUCCCAACGGCACCUGCCCCGAGCGCUCCCAGGACCUGCUGGUGCAAACGGGCCUGGCCGAGGCCCGCGACACCUCGGCCCUGCUGCGGGUCCACGUCCAGCCCCUGCGCAAGGACGAGCGCGCCAAGACCUACGUGCUGUGCUCCCAGCGCCGGCCCGGCCAGCCCUGGUUGCCCCACGAAGGCGCCGACGGGACGCUGGUGGUGUUGGAGGAGAAGAAGUCGCUGCUGCCCCUUUGGCUGCAGGUGAUUCUCAUCGUCGGGUUGCUGGCGCUGUCGGGGAUAUUCAGCGGGCUCAACCUGGGCCUCAUGGCGCUGGAUCCCAUGGAGCUGCGCAUCGUGCAGAACUGCGGCACCGACAAGGAGAAGCGCUACGCCCGCAAGAUCGAGCCCAUCCGCCGCAAGGGGAAUUAUCUGCUGUGUUCGCUGCUGCUGGGCAACGUGCUGGUCAACACCACCCUCACCAUUUUCCUCGACGACCUCAUUGGCUCUGGGAUCGGCGCCGUUGUGGCUUCGACCAUCGGCAUCGUGAUCUUUGGGGAGAUCGUGCCCCAGGCGCUCUGCUCCCGCCAUGGCCUGGCCGUGGGGGCCAACACCAUUGUGAUCACCAAAUUUUUUAUGAUGGUGACGUUCCCCCUCUCUUACCCCAUCAGCAAACUCCUCGACUGCAUCCUGGGCCAGGAGAUCGGCACUGUCUACAACCGGGAGAAGCUGGUGGAGAUGCUGAAGGUGACGGAACCCUACAACGACCUGGUGAGGGAAGAGCUCAACAUGAUCCAGGGAGCCCUGGAGCUCCGCACCAAGACGGUGGAGGACGUGAUGACGCCGCUGGAGAACUGCUUCAUGAUAAAGAGCGACGCCAUCCUGGACUUCAACACCAUGUCGGAGAUCAUGGAGAGUGGCUACACCCGCAUCCCCGUCUACGAGGAGGACCGCUCCAACAUCAUGGACAUCCUCUACGUCAAGGACCUGGCUUUUGUCGACCCCGACGACUGCACCCCCCUCAAAACCAUCACCAAGUUCUACAACCACCCCGUCCACGUUGUUUUCCAUGACACUAAGCUAGACGCCAUGCUGGAGGAGUUCAAAAAGGGGAAGUCCCAUCUGGCCAUUGUGCAGAAGGUGAACAACGAGGGGGAGGGUGAUCCCUUCUACGAGGUGCUGGGGCUGGUGACGCUGGAGGACGUCAUCGAGGAGAUCAUCAAGUCGGAGAUCCUGGACGAAUCGGAUAAAUUCAUCGACAACAGCAACCAGAACCGGGUGGGCAACCAGAAGAAGAAACGGGACUUCUCGGCCUUCAAGGACCCCGUCAUUGAGAAGAAGGUCAAGAUCUCCCCACAGCUGCUGCUGGCCGCUCACCGCUUCCUCUCCACGGAGGUGACGCUCUUCACCCCAAACUUCAUCUCGGAGAAGAUCCUGUUGCGGCUCCUCAAAUAUUCUGACGUCAUCCAGGAGCUGAAGUUCGACGAGGAGAACAAAAAAUCCCCGCGACACUUCCUCUACUGCAAGAACAAAGCGGCCGACUACUUCAUUCUCAUCCUGCAGGGCAAGGUGGAGGUGGAGGCCGGCAAGGAAUGUAUGAAGUUUGAAGCAGGAGCGUUCUCCUACUAUGGGGUGAUGGCGCUCGGCCCCAAUCCUGUGUCAGAGACCCGCUCCCCAUCCCACGUCAGCAGCCUGAACCGCUCGGCCUCCCUCAGCUACCACGAACGCUCCGAUUCCGUCUCGUCCCCCGCCAGCGGCAGCAACAACCAGCUCAACGCUGGGACCGGUGCCCAGUAUGUGGCCGAUUUCAGCGUCCGUGCCCUCACCGACCUCCAGUUCGUCAAGAUCACGCGGCAUGAAUACCAGAACGGCCUGAUGGCCUCUCGCAUGGACAGUUGUCCCCAAUCCCCCGACAGCAACGCCCCCAAACCAGACACCCCCGGUUUACCGGAGAAACCGGAACCUUCCGCCACCGCCGACGAGACCACCAGCCUCCUGAACGAGAGGAACUGCCUGGGCCGCCGGAGCAACCACAGCCCCCUGGAAAACUCCAUCUGACCCCGGCCCCGCCGGCGCACGCCGGGACUGGACAUCACCUGCCCCCUUGAUUAUUUUGGGACCCUUGUCCCCCGGUAAGGAACCGCCUCGGCGUCUCCUCGGUGUCACCGGAGAAGCCCCCGGUUGAACCGGAGGGAGGUGUGAUAGGAAAAACAGAGCCGGGAUUUGCUGCUGCUUUUUUUUUUUUUCCUCCAGACUUGGCUUAUUAUUGUUUUUUAAUUAAUUUAAACGGAUGACCGGUGGAGACGGCGCAAUUUCUCUGCCGGCCGUCCCCGCCGCCGGCGCCCAUUCAGCUCAGGGAGCUUCAGGCCUCGGACGCCGCUUCGAGAGCGGGGUGGCUGCGCCGUGGCCCCCCCUGGGACGGGCAUUCCGGCCCCCUCAACGGUGUUUUUGGGGUGUGACGGUGACGUCUCGUCCUUCUGGUGCGUGGGGGUGAUGCCGUGGCCCCUCCCCGUGCCCGCUCCCCUUUCCCGCUGGCCCGGGGCACCGGGGGACGUGGCAGGUCUGAGGCCACGGGGAUGGGCUUGGUGGCUCCGCGGUGGCUCCGGUGCAAAACGGUGGCUGAGAGGACACCCCCUGUUAUCUUGGGGGGUCCCUAAUCCGUCACCGUCGGUGUCACGGAGGACGGCAGGGAUGGCUCCCCCCCACCCCAACGGUUCCGGUGCCUUCCCCCCCAGCACCGGUUGGGGCGUCUCAGGGUACCGGGAGAGCGGGAUUGGUGACAGGGGGGGCGCAGGAUCCGGCUUUUUGGGGUGACACAAAGCUAGUGACCAAAGUUGUACAGGCAGGAGGGGGCCAGUGCCAUGUGUGUGUCCCCCAGCAUAGGGGGACCCCAAAAUCCCCCAGUGACCCCCUUGGGACAGGGCGUGGGACCCCCGGUGAGCACCAGAUGGAUCCCCCUGGUCCCCAGAGCUUCAUAGGAGGGGGUGGGAGAGACCCCCCCACCUCAAAAAAAAAAGCACAAGUUCCCUGGGUGAACUCUGUAAGUUAUUGGGAGAAGGUUAAUUAUUUUUAUUAAUCAUGUGUCGACGAUCAGGUCCUGGAUCCUUCCGCGGGGAGAUACUAGAGAUAAUAAUAAUAAUAAUAAUGAAUUAUAAUAAUAAACCGAGACAAAAAAAAUCCCUUUUUUUAUUAAAUCUUCCUCUAUGCAACCCCCACCCUGGGAAUUCCUAUUUAUUUUUAGCAUCAGGUUUGAUUUGUAUAUUUGGGGGAUGCCGGGCUCGGGAGGGGGUGAGGGAGCCGGGUCUCCCCCCGGUUAUGACCCCCAACCCCCCCCUCCUCCUGCCGCCCCCCCUCGGUUGUGAAACCGACUGUGGAAUUUUAUUCGUUGGGUUUUAGGGGUUUUUUGCCAGUUGGGUAAUAAAAAUUCUAUAUCUGUA
Molecule: messenger RNA, 3785 nt
Organism: Columba livia (rock pigeon)
Lineage: Eukaryota; Metazoa; Chordata; Aves; Columbiformes; Columbidae
Gene: CNNM4
Product: cyclin and CBS domain divalent metal cation transport mediator 4
Exons: 7
Coding region: 34-2406 (790 amino acids)
Biological process (GO): intracellular manganese ion homeostasis; magnesium ion homeostasis; magnesium ion transport
Cellular component (GO): plasma membrane; cytoplasm
Molecular function (GO): magnesium ion transmembrane transporter activity; sodium ion transmembrane transporter activity
Source: RefSeq, a predicted model, not a curated record